AUGGCGGAGCUUUCAUACGAUCAUGUCCUUAACUCCACCAAGAGAAAGACUUUAGCCAGAGAUGUUGUUGGAACGAAUGAUCCAUUUGGCUCUAUUAGAUUAAUGCGAACAGCUCAUUGCAACGCCGACACCACACUAGCUUCUAGAGGUUAUAUCCCAAGAGCCAACCCGGAGCACUUGCGUCCCAUUUUCGAGCGUUUUGCAACGAAAAAGAAAAAUGGCAAACUGUUCAUGUCAUCGGAAGAUUUCAUCCGAAAAUACCUUGGCUUGUAUACUGAAGAGAAUUAUAACAAGGAAACAGUACGUUUGCUCGCUUCUGCUGCAGACACUACCAAAGAUGGAGACAUCUCAUUCGAGGAGUUCUGCGCUUUCGAAGCUCUCUUAUGCAGUCCGGACGCCCUCUACCUGACCGCCUUUGAAAUUUUCGACCGAAAUGCCAGCGACUCCAUUACUUGCGAUGAGUUCGAAGCUGUUAUUCGUCAUACUCAACCUCUUCAUGAUAUGGACUUUGAUUUCAACUCGGAUUUUAUCAAAAAAUAUUUCGGAGCUGAUAAGAAGAGAAGUAUCGGUUAUCAUGCCUUCACCCAGCUUCUGCAUGAUUUUUAUGAGGAACAAGGAAUUCAAGCCUUCCGGAGACAUGACAAAAACAGCGAUGGAACUAUCAGCUCCGUCGACUUCCAACAUAUCAUGUCCACUGUCAAAGGACAUCUCCUUACCGACUUCGUGAGAAACAACUUGAUCGCUGUUUCUGGCGGAGGUGCUAGUGGACACAAGGUAACCUUUGCCUACUACGCUGCUUUCAACAGUCUUCUCGCCAAAAUGGAAUUGAUCAAAAGAGUUUAUAUUAGUCAAUCUCGCGGAAAUCUAGGAUUAGAAAUGACGAAAGAAGAGUUCUUGGCCGCAACCCAAAGUUAUGCCCAUAUUACUCCUUACGAAGUAGAAAUUCUGUUCCAUCUCUCUGAACUCAGCCAUCCAGGAAAAAGGACAUUAUCCAUUAAGGACAUCGAAGCAAUUGAUCCCGAACGACUUAAACGCGUAGGACACGUUGACCGUCUGAUCAACGUGAAAGCUGUUGCUAGUAAAGAAGACAGAGGAGUCGGAACUGCCUUCAUGGAGUCAGGAUACCGUUUCCUCCUCGGUUCCUUCGCUGGAGCAUGUGGAGCCACGGCUGUUUAUCCCAUAGAUUUAGUAAAAACUCGUAUGCAAAAUCAACGAUCAGGAUCAUUCGUUGGAGAAGUGAUGUACAAGAACAGUCUUGAUUGUUUCAAGAAGGUCGUGAAGUUCGAAGGACUUUUGGGACUUUAUCGUGGUCUGGUACCCCAGAUUGUCGGAGUAGCUCCGGAAAAGGCUAUUAAGCUGACAGUCAACGAUUUAGUCAGAGACAAAUUGUCCACUGACGGAAAAAUCCCUUUCUAUUGUGAGAUCAUUGCCGGAGCUUGUGGAGGUGCCAGUCAGGUUGUUUUCACCAACCCUCUGGAAAUUGUUAAGAUCCGUUUACAAGUUGCUGGAGAGAUUCAAUCCAGUCAAAAGGUUGGAGUUUUCACUGUGCUCAAGGAAUUAGGAUUCGUUGGCCUCUACAAAGGAGCUCGUGCCUGUUUCCUCCGUGAUGUGCCUUUCUCAGCUAUUUACUUCCCAGCUUAUGCCAAUGCUAAGCUUGCUUCUGCAGAUGAAGAUGGAAUUAACUCUCCAGCUUCUCUCUUUGCUUCUGCUUUCAUUGCCGGAGUUCCCGCGGCUGGUCUCGUAACUCCUGCUGAUGUCAUUAAAACUAGAUUACAAGUAGCCGCCAGAGCAGGACAAACCACCUACUCUGGAGUGAUAGAUUGUGCCAGAAAGAUCAUGGCUGAAGAAGGACCAAGAGCCUUCUGGAAGGGUUCAGUGGCUCGCGUCUGUAGAUCCAGUCCACAAUUCGCCGUAACAUUACUAACAUACGAGUUCCUACAACGAGUAUUCUAUGUUGAUUUCGGAGGAACCCGCCCAACUGGAUCAGAGUCUGCUCAAAUGAAGUCGAUUUCGGACGACAGCUCUAUGAAUCCAGAUCACAUAGGUGGUUAUCGCCUGGCUUCAGCUACAUUCAGUGGCAUAGAGCAUAAGUUUGGAUUAUUUUUGCCAAAGUUUGAGAUAUCCAAGUGA
Molecule: messenger RNA, 2130 nt
Organism: Auanema sp. JU1783
Lineage: Eukaryota; Metazoa; Nematoda; Chromadorea; Rhabditida; Rhabditidae
Source: the annotation of a GenBank genome assembly